AUGACACGCAGACUCACCCUCAGCGGCAGCCGUUCGGAAAUGGGCUUGCUUGAAGACUCGGCUUCUGAGCCAGAGACGCCUCCCCCAAGUUGGACUCCCGCCAAACAAGACUUUUGGAAGAAACCGUCAAAAUGGCAGAUUUGCAUGCCUCGUCUACGCCUGGUCGCCAAAGUGUUUGCUUUCUUCAUCUGCUUCAUCAUACUCGUCAAGAUCAUGACGCAGAAGCCUCCUUCGUCACCUAAGACUGCGCCUUCUCCACCUCCAAAACCACCAACUGAGGACGAGUUGAUGGAGAAGGCAAAGAAAGAGGAUUGGAUCUGGAAAGAUUUCACAACACACGAUGGAUUGACACGCGGAACGUCACACCUACGGUCUUGCGCAACUGGUGAAAUUGAUUGCAAAAACAAUGCUCCACACCUCAUUCGUUACGAUGGCUACCAUAACUUGCAAGAACCUGCUGAACAGAUUGUACCUUGCGUCGGUCCCCGUGGCCUGCCUUUGAAUGAGAGCCAGGAGGACGCGAUCUGGGCGUACCCCGGCUAUGCAGAUGGUGCUGUCGAUCCUGUGUUGGGAUCCUAUGAGGCGUCUGGCCUAGAUGGCAACGUUUCUUUUGAUCGCAUUGGCCGCUUCCAGGCAUAUGGACUAGAUCAGUUUGAUACAGCCGACCUUGACGACAUGAAAAAGUCUAGCGAUGUUGACUGGGAUUCCGUCAACUGGGGUGAACUCCAGGACAGUUGUGUCGCACUCAACAAGCAACGAUUCAAACCCGUCAAAGAGCGCCCACAGAGCUCGAUUCAAUACUCCAACAUCCGGCACAAGCAUGAUCAACCUCCGCCCAAAGCUCUUUCCACCACCAUGGAACCGGGCUUGGUCAAUAAAGCAAAACGGACUGCUAUCCUCAUCCGCGUGUGGACCGGUGCCAAGUGGACGGCUGACGCUGUUAUGAACAUCCGUGCAAUGAUCGCCGAGGCUUCUUUGGCCAGCGGUGGAAAGUAUCAAGUGUUUCUGCUCUUACACGUCAAGGACGAAAGUGUUCCCUUAUUUGUGGGCGAGGACGAGCCACAAGCAACCAUUGAAAAGUACAUCCCUCCGGAGUUCCGAUCGAUAACAGAAGUUUGGAACCAUGCCCAAAUUCGCAGCCUCUACUCUAACCUGGCCGAGCAUGCAUUUGUUGGCCGAUCCCCGUGGAUGAUCAUCCAAUGGUUUGCCCGCAAUCAUCCCGAGUUCGACUUCUUCUAUCAAUGGGAAUUCGAUGUGCGCUACACCGGCCACUACUUGGAUUUCUUCGAGGCCAUCUCCGAGUUCGGCAGGAAACAACCUCGAAAGGGUAUUUGGGAGCGAGCGGGCAGAGUCUACAUACCUGACGUGCAUGGUGACUUUGACACUGAAUUUCGCGAGCGAACCAAGAAUGAGGAUCCUCACCAUGUCUGGGGCCCUGUCUCGGUGGAGGGUGUCAAGCCUCGUGGACCGAAGCCACCCAGAAAGGAUGUGGAAGAUAACUACGAAUGGGGUGUUGGCGAAGACGCCGACUGGAUCGGCUUCCUUCCAAGUUUUAAUGUCACGGGGACGAACUGGUGGUUCCGAGACUAUCUUUGGGGCUACGCUCAAGGCAAAUCCACCCCUAGACGAGCCACCCUCAUCGCCCAAGGAAGGGUCAGUCGCCGCGUCUUGGACAUCAUGAACUACGAAAACGCCGAGAACGGGCACCAUAUCGAUGCAGAAAUGUUCCCCCAAACCAUGUGUCUCCAUCAUGGUCUCAAGUCCACAACCUUUCCCCACCCCAUAUUUGCCGAUCGUCACUGGCCUGCCGAUGCCCUGCAGUCCACGUUCAAUGGUGGACCUUUCGGACAAGCCGGCGGCUAUUUCAACAGUUCAUUCAGCAAAUGGAACGAGUAUGCCUGGACCAACAUGACGUGGUAUUACAGCUCCAGUCUGGCCAUGCCAAUCUACCAGCGACUGCUCGGAGUUACGGCCCGCGAGAGUGGUGGACAGGAGUGGGAAGAUGCAUAUGGCCGGACCGUGGUUCGUCCCAUGUUGCUUCACCCUGUCAAGGGUGGAAAGUCAUGGCAAUGGACAGAAGAUGGUUGGCUUCAGACCAAGGGUGGAAAAUAG
This is a messenger RNA of Capronia coronata CBS 617.96, 2112 nucleotides long. RefSeq lists its product as uncharacterized. The coding region runs from base 1 to 2112 and encodes 703 amino acids. The record is from RefSeq and is a predicted model, not a curated record. Lineage: Eukaryota; Fungi; Ascomycota; Eurotiomycetes; Chaetothyriales; Herpotrichiellaceae. The transcript is spliced from 3 exons.